AUGGGAGGCAACGACCUCAACCUCAAGAAAUCAUGGCAUCCUCAGUUGAUGUCCAACCAGCGUCGCGUGUACGACGCUGAGCAGGCAGCGCUGCAAGAGCGGAAGCUCACCGAGGCGCGCCUCGAGGAAAUCAGGCGCGAGAGGCAGAUCGAAGAGACUCAGAAGCAGCUCGAGGCUGCCGGUGGCCAGAAGAAGGUUGAUCGUGUGGAAUGGAUGUAUCAGGGGCCCAAUGACGGUGGACGUGACGAAUACUCAAGCGAGGCAUUCCUACUCGGCAAGCGACGCAUCGACUCCGUCCUGCGGGGUGAUGAUAUGAAGAAGGUGGAGAAGGCAGCAGGACCGACUGGCGAAACCCCAGGGCCCCUCCCAGUCAUCGCCUCGGCGCGAGACACAGCUGCCAAGAUCCGCGAAGAUCCUCUUGUCGCGAUCAAGAGGCAGGAACAAGGCGCAUACCAAGCCAUGAUGAAGGAUCCAUCCAAACGGAGCAUAGGGAGCACCGGCAUCGCAGCCACAGAUCCCACCACCGACACCGCGACGAUGACGAGCGCGAACACCGUCACAGACGCCGGCGCGGAGACUCUCGAGAACGAUCACGGAGCCCGCGGCGAUCCGAAGAUGAAUCGGACUCUGAAAGGCGGCGCAAGAGGCGGCGUUCAUUUUCGCGGGAUAGAUCGCCACCCACUCGUCGCGAGGAUCACGACUCGGGCAGCGGGAGACGCCACAGGAGCCAUCGCUCAGACCCAAGAGAAGGGUCUCGGGCUCGUCGAAAUUACGAUUCCUGUGACGAGGACGCAGAGAGGCCGCCGAGGAGAGAGUACCCGGAUAGUCGGCGGAACGAUUCCGAGCAUCGGGGCCGCACGACGGUUCGACGACCGAGAUGAGGAGGAGGAGAGGGCAAGGAAGCUUGCAGCCAUGCAGAAUGAUGCCACGGACCUGGACAAGGCCAGAGAAGCCCGCCUCGCAGCACUGGCGCAGAAGGAAGAGGCUGAGCCGCCGCAGGAAAUGGGACUUUGGCAGACAGGAUCGGUCGUGGCCGACAAGGAUUCCAACGGGACGACGAUUGAGUCGUUAAGUGGCAAUACAGGAAAAGCAACCAUGUUCUUGCACCAGUGUUUCCUUGAGCUGCGCGACCUUGCGUCUGUGCAAUGUCAAUCACUGAACUGCCCUGCCUUGAAACCCUUUGGAUAG
Messenger RNA from Diaporthe batatas, 1188 nucleotides. RefSeq names its product U2-type spliceosomal complex subunit CWC25. The coding region runs from base 1 to 1188 and encodes 395 amino acids. Gene Ontology annotation, cellular component: U2-type spliceosomal complex. The record is from RefSeq and is a predicted model, not a curated record. NCBI's taxonomy places the organism in Eukaryota, Fungi, Ascomycota, Sordariomycetes, Diaporthales, Diaporthaceae. Gene Ontology annotation, biological process: mRNA splicing, via spliceosome. The transcript has 5 exons.